Molecule: messenger RNA, 1020 nt
Organism: Pelagomonas calceolata
Lineage: Eukaryota; Pelagophyceae; Pelagomonadales; Pelagomonadaceae
Source: the annotation of a GenBank genome assembly
GGCUUUGAGUACUCGAGUGCGAGCACGGGAGCGGCAACGGCACGUCUUUAGCGCUGCCGCGGGGUGUCCCAACGUAACCUAACGUGCUGAGGAGCGAGAACAAGCUCUGCGUGCACGCAGACCCAACAGACCUCCGCAGAGCUUGCAAAGCCCAAAGAGAGCUCAGGCAAAAUAGCGGUGCGAGUGACCGCUCAAACACGUGCAGGACUUGCUCACUUCGAGCAAGGACUCUCUACGCGACGUGAGACCACUUAAACCGCGCAGCGGCGUGCGCCGGGGACACAAUCAUCCUCUACACACUACUCCUCGCAUUGCCAGCCAUGUCGGCCGGCGUGGCCCGCAGUGGUCGGCAGCUGACGGUCACCGUAUACUCCGAUUUUGCCUGACCUUGGUGCUGGGUGGGCGCGAAGAAUCUCGACGCGGCCAUCGACCAAAUCAAGGGCGAGGGCGUCGACGCGACCGUCUCGUGGGAACCGUUCAUGAUCGACCCCGGCACGCAAGAAAACGGCGAAGACUACCUAGCGUACAAUCGACGGCGGUGGGGCAGCGACGGCUGGACGCAUUCGCUGCGAGCCAAGGGCCGCAAGGUCGGCGCGCCGUUCGCCGACUGGAAGAUCUGGCCGAACACGUUACGCGCGCACCAGCUCCUGCGCUUCGCGCCGCGCGAGAAGGAAGCGCAGCUGAAGAAGGCCUGUUUCGAGGCGAUCUACGAGAACGGGGAGAACGUGUCGGAUCCGGAAACAAUCUGUCGCAUUGCCUCGGAAAAUGGGGUUGAUGUUGAAGGCUUCCGGAAGGUCCUAGACACGCCGGAGGCGCAGCAGGACGUCCGCAGAGCUUGUGCACAGGCGUCGCAGCGCGGGGUCCGAGGCGUGCCGUAUUUCGUCGUUCAAGGCCGAGAAGACGCGCGCCCGGUCGGCUUCUCUGGAGCCGUAGAUGCGCCACAGCUCGUUGAGAUAUUCGGCGAGGUCCUCUGAAUGCGGUGGUGUCGUGAUUCGAGCGUCGUGACCGCGCGCGAUGGGG